This is a messenger RNA of Fusarium musae, 1689 nucleotides long. RefSeq lists its product as uncharacterized. The coding region runs from base 1 to 1689 and encodes 562 amino acids. The transcript is spliced from 2 exons. NCBI's taxonomy places the organism in Eukaryota, Fungi, Ascomycota, Sordariomycetes, Hypocreales, Nectriaceae. The record is from RefSeq and is a predicted model, not a curated record.
AUGAACGUUCUGCGCCAAAUGCUUCCCCAGAUAUGGCCUCAAGGCUACAAACGGGUUGAUUCCAGCAGCAGUCUCGGAGAUGCUGUUACACCCGAGAAAAACCCUCCCGGUCUAAAGCUCUUUGCAAAACGACUCCUCCGUCUCCCCCUCAAGACAAUAACAAUCCUCAUCGCUGCCCUCUUCAUUUUCCCAGGCUUACUAGCCCUCACCUCUCUCAAGGGCCGCGCAUUCUUGGCCGGAGAGAUUGCGACCGGCCAAGCCUAUGACACGUACUCUCAGGCCGACAUUGCCAAGCUUCCUUCAAAGGAUCGACGGCUUAGUAUAGUCCUCCCUGCCAAUAACCCCGACCACGAUUUAUGCAAAGUCAUCACGAGUGCGUUGGCAUUGGGAUAUCCGGCUCCGAUUGUUGUGAACUGGGGUAAGACGUAUGAUAAGUCCAAGGGCUGGAAGGGAGGGUCUCAUCUGGCCAAGAUUACGGGUACUCUUGAGUAUCUCGAUAGCGUUUCGAAACCGGAUACUCCGGACGAGAAUAGACUCGAGGAGAAUGAUCUCGUUGUGUUGACGGAUUCUUAUGACGUUUGGUUCCAACUUCCGCCCGAGAUCCUCCUCAAGCGAUACCACGAAGCAAACCGUCAAGCCAAUCAACGACUGGCGUCACAAUGGAACGGUCGCGGAGAAUCCCCAAUGGAACAAACCAUCAUCAUAUCAGUCCAAAAGAAAUGCUUCCCUCCUCCGUCAUCAGGCUCAGUCCUCCACUGCGACCAACUCCCCGAAAGCCCAGCUCGCAAAGAUCUCUACGGACCGAAUACCGACCAAGACCCUGAAGUGUUUCACGAUGUACGACCGAAAUAUCUUAAUAGCGGGAGCAUGAUUGGUCCAGUCGGCGACAUGAGAAAAUACUUUCGUCGCGUACAAGAGCGAAUGCAGAGAGGUUUGGUCAAUGGCCAAGACUUGUACAGCGAUCAAGGAAUAUUCGGCGAGGUCUUUGCGGAACAAGAAAUCUGGCGUCGCUGGCUUCACAAGAAUAUUGUGUCUCGGAAGGGCAACAGCUUCGAUGUUAUGCAUAGCGAUUUCGAGUAUCAUGUUGGUCUGGACUAUACCCAGAAUCUGUUCAUACCGACUGUUUUUGAGGAGCAAGAUGGGGAUAUCAUUGCGCUGAAUAACGAGACUGGUAUUGCCGAAAGGUCAGAGUCCCUUGGGAUUGAGACGAGGUUAGAUGGCGUGCCAGAAGAUAUCCGAUUCUCUACAAACCCACUGAACAUGCACGUUCUUCAUGAUCCAGUAGAAUGGGGAGAUAUGCCCGUAUAUGCCGAUUUCUACUCCACUGCCAUUCCCGUCGUCGUCCAUCACAAUGCUCAUAAGGAUGGAGCAAAGAAACGUCGCUAUCUCUGGUGGGACCGCAUCUGGUUCUUCCCGUAUCUUCGCCAACUCAUCAAGGCUCAAUUAGCGAUCGUCGAAGCAGAGCCAUUACUGGAGAUUGCCAUCAAUGGGGAGCGGUUGGUGUAUUGGGAGUCGCGAUCGAAUAUCACUCAGAAGAAGCCGAAAACCUUCAUCGUCGACUCGGGGAAGGUCAGUAUCGUCGAGCGGGAGUUUGGGUACGUUUGCCGUGGAAAGACGGAAAAGGCGGAGGCGGAGAAGCCGUGGUAUGAUGAAGUAUUUCGGGAUGGGAACGGAGACCUAGAGAUCUAG